Molecule: messenger RNA, 354 nt
Organism: Rotaria sp. Silwood2
Lineage: Eukaryota; Metazoa; Rotifera; Eurotatoria; Philodinida; Philodinidae
Source: the annotation of a GenBank genome assembly
AUGUCAUGGCAGCUUGUCUCACACCCUCAUCCUCAUCCUGGUUUAAUUCAUCGUCUAGAAGAAUACAUUGAAAAUGAUUAUCUUAAAGCAGUUACUUACCUAUGUACAUUUGAUGUUACAGAUUUAUAUACAAUGUUACCACAAGAAGAAUCAAUUGAUAUUCUGAUUGAAUUUCUUCUUGAGCAUGAUUAUAAUAAAGUCAAAGGUGUUCCAAUAAAUGAACAAACAUUAACUGAUCAAACCAAACAAUUACAAAAACGAAAAAGAUUUAUCACAACAAGAAGAUUUAUUGAAUCAAUCUAUGAAAUUUUUGAGUCAAUUAUCUAUAUCACAAGGAAAAUCGGAAAAAAAUGA